CGUGAUUUCUAUAUACUUCAGACUUUCAAUAUGCGCAACAAUAUCUGCUUUAUUUUCCUCAUAGUUUGUGCAUCCUUUGUGGCUAUGUCAAUAGCACAACCAGAGGGUCCAGGCAUUGCUUGCGGCCCAAAUGCACAGUAUACCCCAUGCGGCAUCGAUUGUCGGCCCAAAUGCAGUGAUGAUCCUAAUCCUUCGGAGCCCACACCUUGCUCAGCAGUAUGCGUCGCCGGCUGCCAGUGCAAUUCCGGAUAUUUGCUGAACGAUUUUGGCGAAUGCGUGACGAGAAGUGAAUGUUAAUCAAAGUGAAAGACGCGGCGCUAUCCUUAUCAUCUUUUUCUGGAGACAUUCUGUGAUUAUUAUUUGAAAUAAGCAAAUGAAGUUGUCAAACUAAAAGUUAA
Messenger RNA from Bactrocera tryoni, 398 nucleotides. RefSeq names its product chymotrypsin inhibitor-like. The coding region runs from base 31 to 297 and encodes 88 amino acids. The transcript is spliced from 2 exons. The record is from RefSeq and is a predicted model, not a curated record. NCBI's taxonomy places the organism in Eukaryota, Metazoa, Arthropoda, Insecta, Diptera, Tephritidae.